AUGUUGUCCAGCAGUUAUAGCAAGAUAUAUUGUGUGGUGGCACUCUGCCUCGGCCUGUUAGUCCAAUAUACCAGUGCGAACGCAAUUGACCUUUCCGUAUUGGGCGAGAAUUCCUUUGACAGGCUCCGAGUGGGAUGGGCGCUCACCGUCAACGAGCAAUGUCUUUACGAGUUUUCGCUUCAGUUCGAACACGACGAAACCCUGCCACUGGGUCAAGAUAACUUUGAAGGCGACUGUAGUAUUUCCGGUGGUGGUAAUGCGGCGGAUGGCAAGCCCAUUUUCGAUGCUCGUUCGAGUUGGGAUCGAUUUCCCAGAUAUGUAUGGGCCACUACUGGAUUCCAUCACAUGAGCAUUGAUUGGUAUCCCUGUGGGAUCUUUUCGGGAACGGCAGGCCAAGCAGGAGCGGAUGGCUAUUCCACCGCUCAAUAUCACUUUUCCUUCUUUCGAGUGACUCCUGAAUUUAGAGCGGAAACAAUGACAUGUGAUGUUACGGACCAAGUCGUCAUUCCAGGAGAAAAGGUUUGCAAAUUGGAACAAGAUGCUACAAAUGACAAGGGACUUGGCUUUUACAUUUUCCCUGCCAGUAUAACUCCCGUGGGGGUGGCUGACAAGACAGCCAUUGUUAACAUGCCUGAUGGAUUCAAACCGCCAGUGUAUGGGACAGCCCGACCGCAUGUGGGAUUCCGUGCUUGGGAUCAAACCAUGACACCCUUUGCACCGGACCAAUGGAAGGAUUUGCCAGCCUUUAUGAGCACCUACGCUGGAGAUUUGGCCAUGUUCCAACCCCAUGUGUCGUAUCGUCAAGUAUCAGGUGACACAUCCAAGUUUACUGCCAAUGCCCAGAGGUACCACAGUGAGACCUUGCGAAGUCUCCCUGAUUCCUUUUCGGUUCAUUACGAUUCCAAGAAUGGGCUCAUUCAUUACCGGAUGGUGGGCAAGUCGCAGCUGUGCAAGGAAAAGUUUGAAUCGGCCAAGGCUGCGGCGGGGGGCGAUCCAGUCUUUCCCAACUACAAUGAUUAUGCCUUUCAAAAGAAUUUCACCGAAAAUGGCGGAGAAGGCUUUACACAAACUGGUGGUGGGGGGUCGUCGUCUGCUUUUGCAUGGGACAAUCAUAUAUUGCUGACCCUGGGCAUCACAACGACUUGCAUCGUUCUGUUAACUACAGUAUUGUAA
Molecule: messenger RNA, 1173 nt
Organism: Cylindrotheca closterium
Lineage: Eukaryota; Bacillariophyta; Bacillariophyceae; Bacillariales; Bacillariaceae
Source: the annotation of a GenBank genome assembly